Messenger RNA from Callorhinchus milii (elephant shark), 1345 nucleotides. RefSeq names its product gamma-gliadin. The record is from RefSeq and is a predicted model, not a curated record. The coding region runs from base 160 to 1119 and encodes 319 amino acids. The transcript has 7 exons. NCBI's taxonomy places the organism in Eukaryota, Metazoa, Chordata, Chondrichthyes, Chimaeriformes, Callorhinchidae.
UGUAGGUUCUGUACCAGAAAGUUCAACCCUGCAUCCUUGUCCAGACAUGAAACGAUUUGCAACAGCGUCUCUUCGAAGAAACAUCGUCUCUUUAAUUCCCAGAAACAAAGGAUCUCUGGCACAGGCAUCGGUUCAGUCAGGUCAUCUAACGCACCGAAGAUGAGAGUCGGCGGUACAACAAACUGGAGGCAACAACAUGAGGAUUUCAUCACAUCCAUCAGAUCGGCCAGGACAGCUACAGAUGCCAUUGCGAAGGGUCUCCCUCUCCCACCCCCACCACCCCCAAGCAUCAAUCCAGAUUACGUGGAGUGCCCAUACUGCCUGAGGCGUUUCAAUGAAACCGCAGCCCCCCGUCACAUCAACUUCUGCAAGACCAACACUAACCGCCGGGUGCUGGCACGGCCCAGUCCCCAGCCGUCCACCUCCUACAUCCCCCCGCAAGCCUCCAACAUGCCGUACGUCCAGAUGGCAACCAAGCACGUCACCAACCCAGGGAUGGCCUCACAAGUCCCUGCCCAGUCUUAUCAGCAGCCGCCUUCUCAGUCUUAUCCACAGUCUUCGCCCCAGUCCUACCACCGGCCCCCUUCCCAGUCCCACCCACAUGCCCCUCCCCAGUCCUACCACAGGCCCCCUUCCCAGUCCUACCCACAGUCCCCUUCCCAGUCCCAGCCACAGGGCCCUUCUCAGUCCUACCAACGGCCCCCUUCCCAGUCCUACCCACAGUCCCCUUCCCAGUCCUACCCACAGUCCCCUUCCCAGUCCCAGCCACAGGGCCCUUCUCAGUCCUACCAACGGCCCCCUUCCCAGUCCUACCCACAGUCCCCUUCCCAGUCCUACCCACAGUCCCCUUCCCAGUCCUACCCACAGUCCCCUUCCCAGUCCUAUCCACAAUCCCCUCCCCAUUCCUACCCACAGCAACAGACAUCGAGAGUACCGAUGCCGAGCUACCCUGUGAGAGGGACAGUGACCAGCGCGGCACGAGCAGCGGUGAACACCAACCAAAUGCUAAUGUCAGUAGGAAGAAAUGACGUGCCAUCCAGCAGUGCCAUGAUGCAUGCCACCGUGAGAGGCAUUGUGAAAACUCCAAUGGGUCAAGAGUCACAGUACAGGAGGCAGUAACCGGCUCGGUAUUGCACGGUUUUGCGGUUCGCUGCUGUGUCCCUGCUGACUUACCAUCAACAGCUUCUCGUUUGAAACUCCAGCCCUCCCCCAACCAAGACAAAAUAAAGCGAAAUGAAAAUGUGCUCCACCUGUGAUCAGAGCUCUCUCUCUCUCCACCUCCUUGUUCUAUUUGACCACUCCGCUGCCUGCGACAGUCAAGAGCCGGCACAGACGUGAUAAUAAU